Molecule: messenger RNA, 654 nt
Organism: Microplitis mediator
Lineage: Eukaryota; Metazoa; Arthropoda; Insecta; Hymenoptera; Braconidae
Exons: 1
Coding region: 1-654 (217 amino acids)
Source: RefSeq, a predicted model, not a curated record
AUGGUCUCAUUCAAACUGCAGUCUACCAUCUCAUCAGAAUACGCAUACCUCAACGCACACAUUCUCAAGAACAUCACAGCGCAGAUUCCAUCAGUCUCGAUCUCACCCACUCUUUGGUCUCAUAUUCAAGAUUUAGAACUCGCCGACCCAGAAUUCUACAAGUCUGGCAAAAUUGACAUUCUCAUCGGCGCAGAUUUCUACGGUCAAAUUAUACGACCAGGUCUCAAAGCAGGAAGUUCAUCAGAACCGAUCGCUAUGCAAACCAUGCUCGGUUGGAUAAUUCUCGGCCCAGUUCAUGAACAAUCUCAUCAUUCACCUAGACUGUCUCAUCAUAUCAUCUCAAAUUCUCAACUGCACGACUCUCUCACCAAGUUCUGGGAACUUGAAGAAGUUCCAGAGUCCUGCAACGAAACUCUCACCGUCGAGGAAGCCGAGUGUGAAGCUCACUUCCUAUCAACUCAUUCUCGAGACGCAUCAGGACGAUACAUCGUCCAUUUACCAUUCAAAUCAUCAUCUCAGAAGCUAGGUGAAUCUCGUCAUAUUGCGCAGCGCUGUCUCAACCGUCUCAUGAAGCGUCUUUCUCAAGACCCGGAACUUCAAGGUCAAUAUACUGCCUUUCUCAACGAGUAUGAAGCAAUCGGACACAUGACGUGA